This is a messenger RNA of Cheilinus undulatus (humphead wrasse), 3665 nucleotides long. RefSeq names its product N-terminal Xaa-Pro-Lys N-methyltransferase 1 (gene ntmt1). Lineage: Eukaryota; Metazoa; Chordata; Actinopteri; Labriformes; Labridae. The coding region runs from base 115 to 783 and encodes 222 amino acids. The transcript is spliced from 4 exons. Gene Ontology annotation, molecular function: N-terminal protein N-methyltransferase activity. The record is from RefSeq and is a predicted model, not a curated record. Gene Ontology annotation, biological process: N-terminal protein amino acid methylation. Gene Ontology annotation, cellular component: cytoplasm.
GCGCGUGCAGCAGUGAUGGUCCCAAAUAGAAAGCUGAAGCAGUGACAAACCGGCACAGCCCGGGGGUUUGAGAGAAGACGAGGAGGGAGCGGGACCUGAGCUGAAAAACCGAGGAUGGGGGACAUAGCCGAAGAUGAGGGUAGCUUCUACUCCAAUGCAGAGGACUACUGGAGGGAGGUUCCCCCCACGGUGGACGGCAUGCUGGGAGGAUACGGCAGCAUCUCCAACAUCGAUCUCAAAGGAUCGAAAGCUUUUCUGCAGAAAUUCCUCGGUGAAGGUGAGGGGAAGACGGGCACCAGCUGUGCCCUGGACUGUGGUGCCGGUAUUGGGAGGAUCACCAAGCGUUUACUGCUGCCGCUGUUCAAAACCGUGGACCUGGUGGACGUGACGAAGGAGUUUCUGGACAAAGCCAAGACGUACCUAGGAGAAGACGGAAAGAGGGUGGGAAACUACUACUGCCAUGGUCUGCAGGACUUUGUACCAGAGAGUGGACGCUAUGAUGUCAUCUGGAUCCAGUGGGUUAUUGGUCACCUGACAGACGAUCACCUGGUGGAGUUCCUCCGUCGCUGUCAAAAAGGUCUCCGACCAAACGGCCUUGUUGUGAUAAAGGACAAUGUUUCGUAUGAAGGCGUGGUCCCUGAUGAGGUGGACAGCAGCGUGUGCAGAGACUUGGACAUCGUCCACAGUCUGGUUAGUAGAGCGGGACUCCGCAUCAUCCACGAGGAGCAACAGAUGGACUUCCCAAAGGAGAUCUACCAUGUCUACUCUCUGGCUCUUAGAUAGACGACUGAAGGAGGCAGAGUGUACACAAAGAGUUUAUAAAGUGUAGUUAGCAAGUCAUUUAUUACUGCGAGAAAACGAUCGAUCUGCAAGGUGAUAUUUUUGUAUCUGCAUCCAUCAUCUGCUCUCUGCAGAUUGCUGCUUCUUCAUGAAUCUUCAAACCUAAAGGAGGAACCAUGCCCCAGGUCUAAAUGAAGGCUGUCAACAUUUCCAGUAGAGUAGAGGGUGUGCAGUCUCUGUCGUUUUAGCUGUUGAGUGGCAGAAAGUUCAGACAACGAGACAGUAAAAUAUUAUCUAAGGUGACAAGGAGACUGAAGUUAUCUCAAGAUACUUUACAUAAGGCAGCUCUAGACCGUCGUCUCUAUUGUGGCCUAUUAUAAUAGAUAGUAGUAAUCCUUAAUAUUAUUAUAAAGACUAGCGUUACUCACCAUGAGCACAGCACUGACUAGCAGUAUUUAGCAUGGCUACAGUGGCAUCAUAAACCUUCCCUAACCAUGGGGCAGGACUGUCGUGCACACCAGGCUCAUGUUGACAGCUGUCUGCCAAAGCUGCGCUGGAGUUGGAAAGGACUAGAAGGAGAGGUAGGGGUAGAGAAAAGCAAAAAGAGGAGAGGGACAAGAGAAACCACAAAACACCAAACAAAAGACAAAUUUAUGGCCAUUGUGGCCACAGCCUUAUCUCCCAUCGUGUACAGAUUGUGUUUAAUAGCUUUACUAGCUUAAUAUGGCUGGUUUUAUAGAGAAAAAACAAAAACACGAUCAAGACUAUAAAUAUUUAUCACAGAAUUAAAAAAUUAGCCUUGGUAAAUAAACGUGAUUUCUGUUUGGCUGAAUACUGAAGUUAUAGCCGUGAACGUAUCCGACGCUAUAACAGUUUAUAAGACGUAACAUGAAAGUUGAGAGCUGUACCAUGAGAAUUCAUCACAUUGAAAAUAAGAUAAAGGUUUAAAUGGUGUUUAAAUAGAAGAUGAUUAAAUAAAACCGAUUGCAAACAGAUUUAACAACCACAGAGCGAAACCCUAACCAUGGAGAAACAGCUGAUCUAAAGCUACAUAGAAAAAAAACUUUUUUGGUGUUUCAUAUUCACUGCUGAGCCAGGCUGAUGUGUGCCUUUCGGGCUCAGCUCUAUAAAAUGUCAGGAAACUUUAUUUAUAACCACAUAUCAAUGUCAACAGUCUAGUGUGUCUUUAUUAAACUGUUUGGAUCUCAAGAUAUCCCUAAUGUUAGCAGAUAUUAAUCAGUUUUCUCCCAUUUUCACCUGUCUCCUUUGAGCAGACGGUCAUGUUUUAGAAUGUUUUGCCACUCAACUCGGCUGAGCAGGAUGCUGAAAUCAGUGCAUACUCUCUAUGCUUUGAUACUGUCUGUCACCACAUUAUAAUAGCAAGGAUCUCUGAUUAUGAAACAAGGAUCUCAUAAUUUAGAGAUCCUGAGCUGGCAUGAUUGCAUGCAAAUCAACGCCACAUGGAUUUUAUGGUAAUUAUUUUUCUGCCCAUGCUUCUUUGGGGGCUCUGUAGGAGAGAGAGUAAUGUUAAAAUAGCACAGAAUCAUUGGCAGCAUUUUGGUACUGAAACAUUGAGCAUAUUAGACAGUGUGCAGGAGUUUGCAUUUAGUCUUGGUAUUUAGAAGCAAAGAUUUAUCCAAGAUUGGGCGUUAAGAAUUUUAUUUUUGUGGCUGUGGUGUCAAAAUAUUUAAUUUCUUUUUUUAAUCGUAUCAAAGUUUGCAGAUCUGGUAUUAUGACAGCCCUAAUUUUAAUGACUGUACCUAAAAUUUCUUCUCAUUUUAGUCAUAAAAAGCUGUAAGGCUGCUUCAUUUAAAACCACCAAACUCCAGUAAAAAAGGCAGCAUUUAUCCCUCAUUUAACAAACAUAACUGCUGGUCUUCUGCUGCUUUGUUCUCUCUGUAUAUUUGUGUUAAUGUGUUUAUAUAUUUGGUUUGAAUACAAAGCGAUAUUUUAUGUCACAAAAAUCUCACAAAUGGUGGCAACUUCAGACCAGCAGCUCUGUCAUUACCCAGCUUAGUUUACAUGUUUUUCUCAGUGAAGGAGUCUGAUGUUUUACAGGAAGUGAUCUAACAGCUGUUUGUGGUUAAAAACAAUCCUCCUCCUCAAACAAACAGCUCUAACUCUGCUUGGAUGCGUUCUAUAACGUCAGACUCAUAGAACAACAGUCUGAGCCUGUAAAGGACAAAAACAACUUUUAGUGGACAUAUUGCCCCUAAGAUGUGAAAAACUCAAGCAAGCAAGUAACUGAAUCAUUCAACAUAUUUUUAUACCCCAUUAAACCCUCCAUAUAUUUAUAUAAAAAUGCUAUAAAAUAGUAUAACUGCUGGUCAUAUUCAGCUUUUUGUCUCUUCAGUUAGCAAACAUAAGCUCCGUUUCUCUCUAUAAAUAAAGACCGGUAGUUAUUUCAUCUCUGUGUCAUCAGCAGACACAGACCGCAGCAUCGAUCUUACUGUGAACAGGCUGUCAUCAUGGCGUUACUCAGUAUAUAUUUAUUACACCCGUGUGAGGCGUUGAGCCCAGCGCUGGCGUUGAACGCUCCGAUACCGGAGCCUUUCAAAAGACAAGCAUCAGCGGCUGACAGGAUGGACAUUUUAAAGUUUUACAGGUUGAUGUAAUCAUGUUUGCAGCUUAUCACUCAAAACUGAUUUUAAUUUAUGCUAAGUGAUUUAUUUUUGCUUUUACGGUGUAUGUGCAGAUUCUGAGUCUGGUCUAUCCUAGCAUUGAUCAAAAUACUGCUUUCUUUCUUUCUUUCACAAAUGUUUAUCUACAUACUGAAGGUCCUGGUUUAGAAACACUGAAUGAACAAUCAAAGUUUCAAAAUCUGAAUUUAUAACCUCGAAUGAUUCACAUUAAUAAUUUUAACCAUGAAAUAAACAGCUGCUACA